GCUAUAAAAUUAUUCUGCUGAGCACUGUUAACGUAUCUCCCAAGUUCUACUUCUCCCUUGGCCUUUAGAUUGCUAUUAUUUCAGACAAGAUUUGUCAAGUAUAAAUGGGGAUUCCUACACCUUCCCCUCAUUAUUGUUUGGUAUUUGAGUCCCUCUCCCUAUAUAUUCACAAGUUCAUCUCUUUAUACGACUCAUUCAGGUUGUUUUCAGGACUGUAUCAAAUGUUGUAUACGCGUUUGGAAGAAAUAUCUACUAUUUUUUGAGGUGCUUGCUCUAUUCUAUUGUUGCGAAUAGAGAUCAUGGCUGGCCAGGGAAUUCUGGGAGUUGAAAUCCAAACAUCUUAAAAGUUGCCAAGGUUGAAAAAAGGGCCCCAGAACGAUUAACCCCGCCCUUCCACGCUCAAGUGGCCGGUUGCCGUGACUGAACACCCUUUGAUCAGCCUUCCCUUCCUUCCGCUGCCCCGCCUUUCUAUCAGCGUGUGCGCAUGCUCACGCGGCCGUGAAAGAGAAGGAGGGGCGAUGGCAGGGCGUGGGCCUUUGGGGAAACGCUUGGUACCAGUGUUGCUAAGCGACGCGUGGUUUGCCGCGCGGCCUAUGUGUCGGCUCCCUGCGACUACUUGCGGGAGGGCGCAAUUCGCGAUGGGCACCGUCGGUGAAUUCAUGAUAUACAAUUAGAAGUCUCUGAGUAUGCUGGGAAGACCCUUUAAGCCUCUGGAAGAGAGACAGGAAUAAUAUAAAAGAGAAAAAUGAAGCCAACCAGUGAACCUCUGCCUCGUGAACAUAGUACUGAGGCUGUUCUACAGUGCAUUUUAAAGGAGUCCACUACUGAAUUGGAUAAUUUACAAUGGCUAUCCUAUCAAGGUGCUUCCGAUCAUAAUUUUCUGUUUGCAAAGGCUGAACAACUUCUGGAAAAACGAAUCAAAGAUGGAGAGCCACUGGCAUAUUUUCUCAAAGGGCAACUUUAUUUUGAAGAGAAACGGUAUGAAGAUGCAUUAUUGUAUUUUGAACAAAACACGGAUUUUCAGUCCAUGUAUCAGUUGGGUGUAAUGUACUACGAUGGAUUGGGAACUCCUCCAAAUGCUAAGAAAGGAGUUGAAUAUAUGAGGAAGAUUCUCGACUCUGACUCCCCUAAAGCAAGACAUUUAAAAUUUGCUGCUGCAUACAACCUUGGCCGAGCUUACUACGAAGGACAUGGGACUCAAUUUUCUGAAGAAGAAGCUGAAAGAUUAUGGUUUAUUGCUGCAGAUCAUGGGAACCCAAAAGCAAGUGUAAAGGCUCAGAGUACACUUGGAAUGUUGUAUUCAGCAAAUGCUAAGGAUCUUAAAAAGGCAUUCUUUUGGCACUCAGAAGCUUGUGGGAAUGGAAGCUUGGAAUCUCAAGGCAUCCUUGGGAUUAUGUAUCUUCACGGACAUGGCGUACGUCAUAACUUGAAGGCUGCUUUGGAGUGCCUCAAUCAGGCAUCAGAUCGAGGAAAUGUCUAUGCUAAAGGCCAUUUGGUGGAGUAUUAUUACAAAAGAAAAUGUUUUAUAAAAGCGGCCGAGUUUGCCAAAAGAGUAACCGAAAACGACAAUGUUGAAAAGAUAGCAGAGGAAACAGAUUGUCUUCCUUUUUACAUAAGCAGAGGACUUGCAAUGGCUUCUUUCUACUUGGCCAGAUGCCUCCAGCUUGGCCGAGGAACCCAACAAGAUUUAACAGCUGCUAAAAAAUAUUAUUCUAAGGUAAGGGGGGGGGGCUCUAUCUUUUUAAUUGGAUGUGAGUGUACUUCCAUAAGUUUACUGUUAGACUUAUCUCUGAUAUAUGAAACAGAAUUAUACAUGAAAAUGGGGUGUUGGUUCUUACCUGAUACGCCCCUUCUCGAGGCAGGUGGAGAUAGCGAUCAUGCACGGGUUAACUCAGUCAGUAACCAAGAGAACUGAGUCUACCAAAGUGAUAUCAUCGCCUCAGAGGAGUGUCCUUCCGCUCUUGUGACGAAGGAGAUAAGUAGACUGCUGUGCGUUAGUCGACUGCUUUCAAUCCUCCGAAACUCUAACCUAGCUCCAGAAUUCCCUCUGUGAACUAGGCCAGGAACCAAAGGGUGGGGAUGACCGCUGUCUCCACCUGCCUCAAGAAGGGGCGUAUUAGGUAAGAACCAAAGCCCCAUUCUCCAACGUUGGUGGAGACAGCAGUCAUGCAUGGGACAUCCCAAAGCUGGGCAUGUCCCCGAGUGGGAAUGAGACUGGGCUAGGAGCUUGAAGAGGGAAGAACUUGUUGAAGCACCCACCGUCCAAAUGCCGCAUCCACCGAUGCGUAUCUGUCCAUCUUAUAAUGGCGGAUAAAGGAAUUGCGGGUCGCCCAGGUGGCUGCCUUGCAGAUCUGUUCCACUGAGGCCUGCCUUGUCCACGCUGCUGAUGUAGCUGCGCUGCGAGUGGAAUGCAUCGUGAUGUUGGAUGAAGGUGUGAGGUGAUUCGUCAGAUAAGAUCUACUUAUGGUUGACUGGAUCCAGCAUCCAACCAUAGAUGGAGAAGCCUUUAGACCCUUGUUUGUGGGAUGGAAAGACACAAAGAGUGCUUCGGCACACUUAAAGACAGCCAGAGACUGAUGAAAGGCCAAAUUGACCUUUGGGACAAAGGUGGGAUCAAGUCGAAGGACCAUGUGGUCUGAGUGAGAAGUACACAAGUCGGAAUGGAUGGAAAGGGCCGCCAAUUCUGAGACCCGUCAUGCAGACACGAUAGCCACCAGAAAAGUUGUUUUCAGUGUGAGGUGAUGCAGGGAGGCCGACCUGAGAGGCUCAAAGGGUGGUCCAGUGAAAAAGUCAAGGACUUUGGUUAGAUCUCAUGAGGGGAAGUGGUGAAUGACAGGAGGGCAGAGAUUAGACACGCGCUUAAUGAAGUGGCAUACAUGAGGGUGCAAGGAGAGAGGCUCAUCCCGGUGAAGAGAGAACCGAAGAGAGAGCCGACACCUGCCUUCGUAAGGUGUUAGGCCCAAGUCCUUUAUAUAGUCCCUGUUGCAGGCUCCAAAACCUAGGGAAACGAAGCCUCCAGGGGCGAAACCUCUUUAGAAAGGCACCAUGUGCUGAAAGUCUGCCACGUUGAUUCGUAGAUUCUAUUAGUGGCCAGGUGUCAAGAAGCCUGAAUAGUUUGAAUUACAGUCUCAGAAAGGUUUGCCGCUCUCAAGACCUCCCACUCAGCCUCCAUGCGGUUAGGCGGAGCCAAGAUAGGUCAGAAUGGUGGAUGGAUCCCUGGUGAAGAAGGGAUGGUAUCAGGGGAAGACACACUCUGGGCCCACUAAGAGGUUGAAGAGGUCCGCGAACCAUGGACAGUGCAGCCAAUGGAGGGCGAGUAGGAUGAGCUCGGCCUCUUCCUCUAUCAUUUUCUGAAAGACCCUCUGUAUCAGGGGGAAGGAAGGGAAGGCGUACAGGAGACCAUGGGGCCACCUGCAUCUUAAGACACCCGUCUCUUCCGUGCCUGGUGUCGUGUAGCGAGACAGGUACCUGGGCAGUUGAUUGUUGGAUGCCAUUGCGAAGAGAUCUAGCACCGGGGUCCCAUACCUGGUCGACAGCUGUUUGAAGAUGUGACAGUUGAGGGUCCACUCUGCAGGAUCGGUUGUUGUGUGGCUCAACCAGUCUGCUCUGGUGUUGUUGGAGCCCGAGAUGUGUUUGGCAUGGAGGGAGAGAAGGUUGACUUCUGCCCAGAUCCCUAGGUGAAAGAUUUCAUGAGGGACACUGCUCUCGUCUUCCCCUGGCGGUUGACAUGUGCCUUGGCUGUUGUGUUGUCUGUCCGAAUUAGCACAUAUGUGUUGCAAACUGAAGACUGGAACUGAAGGAGAGCCAGAUGGAUGGCCCUCAACUCUAGCCAAUUCAUACUGUGGGAAAGUUUGGAAUUGGACCAGAGACCCUGAGCUAUCUGAUCCUCCAGGUGAGCGCCCCAACCCAUCAAACUCACGUCCAUCAUAACUACAAGAUGAGGUGGUUUCCUGAAGAUGGACCUCUGAGAGAUGGCCGGGGAGAUCCACCAGUCCAGAGAGUGAAGGACUUCUGGAGUCAACCUGACUUUUGCUAGGGAACAGCUGCUGUUGGUCUUCUGGAAUGGCAGAAGAAACCACUGGAGGCAGCGGCUGUGAAGCCGCGUCCAAGGACGAUGGAGAAGCAAGAGACCAUCUUCCCCAGCAGUUGAGACAGCUGGAGAAGAGGGGCCUGCUGUCUCCUCCAUACCUUGAAGGCUAAGUCCCUGAGGCUGAUCUGUCAUUCCCAAGACAGGAAGACCUUCCCCUGAGCAGAGUCGAUGAGAGCUCCCAAGUGCACUAGACGAGAGGUGGGAACAAGGUGAUUUUUCUCCCGAUUGAUGGAGAAUCCCACCUCCUGAAGCACCUGCAAGGUGUCGAAGAUCCCGCAGGGCCUGGUUGCAUGAUCUGGACAACAGGAGGAUGUCGUCCAGGUAGCAAAAUAUCCGAAUGGGUCUUGCACGUAAGUGGGCUUCUACGGCUGACAGGAGCUUGGUGAAGACUCUUGGGGCUGAUGAUAGCCCGAAGGGAAGGGCCUGAUACUGAAAGUGACAGCCCACAUAGACAAAUCAGAGGAACCAUCUGUGUUGUUUGUGAAUGGGUACGUGGAGGUAAGCCUCCGUGAGAUUCACUGAUGUGAGGAGAUCAUAUCUGCGCACACUCUCUAGGAUUGAUAGGAGAGAGUGCAUUUUGAAUCUCCUGUACCUGAUGAAUCAAGAAUUUGAGAUCAAGGAUCGCUCUCCAGCCCCCCCCCCCAAAGACUUUGGUACGGUAAAAAGACGAGAGUAGAACCCUUGUCCCACCUGGCACAGGUUGAAUGGCCUGAAUGAGGAGCAGAUGAUGGAUGGCCUGCUUUACUAGGAGCCUCUUUUGAGGAUCCCUGGAUAUGGGGCACGGGAGAAAGUGGUUCGGAGGGCUGGAGCACAAGUCCAAGAGAAGGCCCAAUCUGAUCGUGGACCUGACCCAUGUGUCAUUGGUGAUGUCGUCCCAACGAUCCAUGAAGGUCGACAGACGUCCCCUUAUGGGGAGAUCCUCCAGGCAAUCACUUCUGCCUCUUGUAGGAUCGGUUGGUAUUGUCCCUGAAUGACUUUCUGGGCUGGAAUCUCUGGCUGUUUCUACCUGACCUGUUGGAAAAGGAAGGGCCCUGUCUGGGGGAAGCCUGACCUUGCGGACGGGAGCUGGAGUAACCCCCGUCCUGACCCCAAAAGGAUUGACUGCGGCCCUCUUGUUUCUUAGUGGCUGGCUGCAAGACCUUCUGCUUAUCUUUGGAUUCUAUCAAUAGAGGAUCCAAUGGGGCCCCAAAGAGAAGGGGUGAAGAAUAGGGAGAGGCGGCUAGCUUCCACUUGGCACGGGCUUCCGCCUGCCACUGCUUUAGCCAAUGCAGGUGACGAGUGGAGAUGCAGGAUGCUAUGGCCUUGGACGCAAAAUGGGCCGUGUCCAAGGAAGCAUCUGCAGUGUAUUCUAGGGCUGCCUUUAUUUUGUUAAUAUCCCUGCGAGCCCUAGAAUCCCUGGCCGAAGCCUCGCCUGGAGUUGCCUUAGCCAUAAGAGAGCAGAGCCACUAAAGAACGAAGCAGAGGUACUUGCCCUAAUGGCCCAAGCCGAGGCCUGGUGACUCUUGACCAGAGUUUGUUCUAUUCUCUUGUCUUCGGGGCGAAGAGCAUCCUCAGGAGCUGCUGAGGCUGCGUUAGAAGAAGAAAGGCCAAUUAUAGGUAAGUCGAUAGAAGGUACCUCUAAAGCCUUGGUGAGUUCCGGUCCCACGUUAUACAGGCACUUGUCCAAGGUAUUGGGGAGGGGACCUGUACCUGGUGAUGCCCAUUGGUUCUGGACCAUGUCUAUGAAGAUUCUGGGAGACGGAAUCACCUCCUUUUCCACCUUAGGCUGGAUGAAGAAGGGGUCAGUAGUGUCUGCCUUGUCCACUUCCAUUCCUUGAGGUGCUUUAGGGGAAGGGAUGCCAGC
Thamnophis elegans (Western terrestrial garter snake) is the source of this 5933-nucleotide messenger RNA. It is a transcript of the gene LRP2BP, whose product is annotated as LRP2 binding protein. The record is from RefSeq and is a predicted model, not a curated record. NCBI's taxonomy places the organism in Eukaryota, Metazoa, Chordata, Lepidosauria, Squamata, Natricidae. Bases 746 to 1915 code for a protein of 389 amino acids. Gene Ontology annotation, molecular function: protein binding. The transcript is spliced from 9 exons.